Hibiscus syriacus is the source of this 1355-nucleotide messenger RNA. Its product is annotated as vegetative cell wall protein gp1-like. Lineage: Eukaryota; Viridiplantae; Streptophyta; Magnoliopsida; Malvales; Malvaceae. Bases 142 to 1236 code for a protein of 364 amino acids. The record is from RefSeq and is a predicted model, not a curated record. The transcript is spliced from 2 exons.
CAGUUGGUUGGUGUUUUGCAUGAAUCACAUAAAGAACCGCUUUUAAGUUGGACAGCCUGAAAAAACCUACAAAAUAUCGAACACAGUUUCUAUAAACAAAAGGUUUUCCAGCUGGAAGGAAGGAAUAACAGAGUUGAAAAAAUGUCUGGGUUUCUCUUCACAUUGUUGUUCUGUUUCUUCUUCUUUGAUGGUUUCUCUGAGGGUAGACAUGAAUCUGCAGUUGUCGCUGGAACUGUGUACUGUGACACUUGUUUCCACCAGGCUCUUCCAAGUGUCACCCAUUUCAUUUCAGGCGCAACUGUUGCAGUGGAAUGUAGAGAUGGGAAGAGUUCAAGGCGGAGCUUUGGGCAACGAGUGAAAACUAAUAAGCGUGGAGAGUUCAGAGUUCGUUUGCCGUUUUCUGUGCGCAAACAUGUGGAGAAAAUAGAAGGGUGUGAGGUGAAACUGGUUAAAAGCAGUGAACCGUAUUGUGCGGUGGCUUCGUCUGCAACUUCGUCUUCACUCCAUCUCAGGUCGAGGAAGCAAGGGACCCAUGUUUUCUCAGCUGGGUUUUUCUCCUUCAAGCCGUUCAAACAACCCUUCUUGUGUAACCAGAAACCCAGUGUUGAUAACCUCAAACAACUCAAAAGCAAGCCUCAAUCAUCGCUUCAUCCGGACCAGCUUCUUCCGCCGCCCGUUCUUCCUCCAACCCCUUUUCUUCCUCCGAACCCCGUUCUGCCGCCGCCCAUUCUUCCUCCGAACCCCGUUCUCCCCCCUUUCUGCCGCCGCCCGUUCUUCCUCCAACCCCUUUUUCCUCCGAACCCUGUUCUGCCGCCGUUCUUCCUCCAACCCCUUUCUUCCUCCGAACCCCGUUCUGCCGCCGCCCGUUCUUCCCCAACCCCUUCUUCGCCGCCCGUUCUUCCCCCAACCCCCUUUCUUCCUCCAACCCCCUUUCUUCCGCCGCCCGUCCUUCCUCCAACCCCCUUUCUUCCGCCGCCCGUCCUUCCUCCAACCCCCUUUCUGCCGCCCGUUCUUCCUCCAAACCCACUUCUGCCGCCGCCAGCUCCGGAGAUUCCAAACCCACUUGAGCCUCCUCCAGCACCGCUAACACCAUCUUUGCCGCCAAUUCCAGUACUAACUCCACCAUCACCACCAUCAUCACCGUCCCCAGACUUCCCAGUUCCUCUCCCACCACUCCCACCACUCCCUCCUAUACCUCCCUUCCCUGGAGUCCCCCCAGCGAAAUAUUCUCCUUGACCCAAUACUAGUAUUCCGCCAUGUAUAAUCCUCCAAAAGUAUUUCUCAUAUCCAAGAAUUACUUACAUAUUUAUGUAAUUUGCCCUUCAACGCCAAUUCCCAAUAACAAUCCCCGUCAC